UGCUGUUCUCUUGAAACAUCCCACCCUCGCCUUCUCCCACAGUCUAACUUGGUUUAUAUUAUCAUUAUUGUUUUUUGCAAAUAUGUGAAAAAUUCUGGAGAAAAUAAGGCAUUUUGUUCCUCCUCCCUUCUCCCCAAAGUUUAUUAAAAAAAAGAAAAAAAAGUAAAAAGAGUCCUCCUCCACCUUAACACCCCCACUUCAUCCCCAACCUUCCUUGCCUUAAAAACUCCUUUUUGCGGACCAAAUUCUGAAACUCAAGAAUAUCUUCUUAGUGCCUAAAACCCUUAUGAUUUGUGGUGCUCUCCAGGCAGCAAACCCUUCCCUGGAAUCCUCGACCUGUUUGGAAGUAGUGGUGGCCUUUGUGAAUACAGGGCCAGCCUCUUGGCCGGACAUGGUUUUGCUGUGCUUGCCCUGGCUUAUUUCAGAUUCGAAGACCUCCCUGAACAUCUGAAUGAUGUGUGCCUGGAGUAUUUUGAAGAAGCCGUGGACUUCAUGCUACAGCAUCCAAAGGUGAAAGGCCCUGGUGUUGGGCUUCUUGGCUUCUCCAAAGGAGGUGACCUGUGUCUCUCAAUGGCCUCUUUCUUGAAAGGCAUCACAGCCACUGUAGUUAUUAAUGCCUGCGUAGCCAACACAAUAGCUCCUCUGCGUUACAAAGAUAUGAUUAUUCCUGAGCUCAGCUAUGACCUAAAAAAACAUACAAUCACUGAGUCAGGCUUUUUAAAUUUUGUGGAUAUUUGGGACAACCCACUGGAGAAAACCAACCACCAAAGUCUUAUUCCAUUGGAAAAGGCCCAGGGGCCCUUCCUGUUUAUUGUUAGCAUGGAUGAUCAUAACUGGAAGAGUAAAGUCUAUGCUCGUAUAGCCUCUGAACAGUUACAAGCCCAUGGGAAAGACAGACCCCAGAUAAUCUACUAUCCAGGAAGUGGCCAUUGUAUUGACCCACCUUAUUUUCCUCUUUGUAGAGCUUCUGUGCAUGCAGUUUUGGGCCAACCAGUAUUCUAUGGAGGUGAGCCAAAGGCUCACUCAAAAGCACAAGCAGAUGCCUGGCAGCAAAUUCAAACUUUCUUCCAUAAACAUCUCAAUGGUAAAAAAUCUGUCAGGCCCAGCAAGUUGUAACACUGUAAUCAUAGACCGUAUAUUAAUAAAAAUCCUGGAUUUCCCUGAUA
Molecule: messenger RNA, 1166 nt
Organism: Odocoileus virginianus texanus
Lineage: Eukaryota; Metazoa; Chordata; Mammalia; Artiodactyla; Cervidae
Source: RefSeq, a predicted model, not a curated record